AUGUUCUUUUGGUGUACACGUCUCACCAUCGGGCUUCUUGCACUCGGUUGCCCAGGCGUGGUCGCUCGUUCAAAUGGGGAGAAAAUAGUGGACCUCGGAUACGCAACGUACCGGACGGACGUUAGUCUCGAUGUCGGCGUCACUAGCUUCCUAGGCAUGCGUUACGCAGCGCCUCCAACCGGCGUACGGCGCUUCCGAGCCCCCGCACCACCCGCCAGGGUGAAAGGGAUACAGAAUGCUACCGUUCAACCGGAUGAGUGUUGGCAAUCCUCUGACGGUACCAACGCGACAACGCCGUUCCGGUUGAAUAAACGGACAACUGGAGUCCAGAACGAGGAUUGUCUCUUUAUCAAUGUGCAUGUCCCGACGGAUCUGAAUCCUACUUCGGACGCGUCUCUGCCGGUCAUCGUCUGGAUCCACGGGGGAGGUUAUGCGGACGGAAGCAACGGUCAGGGUAACCCCGUCCAGACCAUGGUUCGGAACUCUAAGGGCAGACUCAUAUCUGUCCAGAUGCAGUAUCGACUUGGACCCUUUGGGUUCUUAGCGGGAGAGACAGUCGCCAAAGACGGCAACUUGAAUGCAGGGAUCCUCGACCAACACUUUGCCCUUCAGUGGGUACAAGAGCAUAUAUCUAAGUUCGGCGGGGACCCAAAUCGCGUCACCAUCUACGGGGAAUCGGCAGGUGCCGGUUCGGUUCUUCAGCAUGUAGUUGCGCAUGGAGGGAACACGCAACCAGCAUUGUUCCGCGCCUCGAUGAUGGACUCUCCGUACUUACCUUUCCAGUACGAGUUCAACGACCCCAUCAAUGAGAUCAUAUUUGCCAACUUAUCCCAGAUGGCCGGAUGUCCCAUCUCGAGAUCUUCUUUGGCUUGCCUACGAUCAAUAGAGGCCCCCAAGCUCAACCAAUCCGGUCUCAACAUUGCUCUUGACGACUUCUUCGGGGUGUUCACCUUUGUCCCCGUGGUGGAUGGAGAGUUCAUCGUCGAGAGACCGACGGUGACCCUAGGAAAGAAUCAGACCAACUCAGAUGUGAUGCUCGUCAUGACCAACUCGCAUGAAGGCGACGUCUUCGUCGAUGCAAAUACGCUCACAAGAACAAACGCGACGCUGGCCGACUAUGUGGCGAACCUCUUCCCUCGGAUGAACGACAGCUCUAUACAGCAAGCAGUAACCUUGUACUCGAACCUCACUGAUGUGACCGCCACAACCGUACCUCAGCAAGCUGCCUUCGUGAUGGGCGACUCCAUCCUCGUCUGCCCUGCGUUCUAUGCUCUGAACGCUUUCCCGGCUACCAGCGGCUGGAAGGGGGAGUUUGCCAUACCUCCAGGAACCCAUGGAAGCGAGCUGGCAUAUCUUUUCGCUGACUCUGUACAGGGGCUCCCAGCGUUCAACAAUACUGCUUUCAUCUCGGCUUUUCAGAGUUCGUUCUUCUCAACGGCUGUCUCACUGAAUCCGAACGCGCACGAUUCCGAAGACUUAAAGCCCAACUGGCCGACGUUUCAAGAGACUGGCAAGACGAUGUUCUUCAACGAAACCAUGACGGGAGCGCCCGAAGUCGUGACCAUUUCUACAUCGAGUGCCCUAUUGGAGCGCUGUGCGUUCUGGCUCUCGCUAAGCGCGGUCAAUGCGCAGUGA
Messenger RNA from Peniophora sp. CBMAI 1063, 1635 nucleotides. The record is from the annotation of a GenBank genome assembly. NCBI's taxonomy places the organism in Eukaryota, Fungi, Basidiomycota, Agaricomycetes, Russulales, Peniophoraceae.